ACCCACUCUGCGUCUGCAGAGUUGCUUGCGGGGACCAGUGUGCCACGUCUACGGAGACCGGGAGCCAUGAACUUGGCCGGGAGCAGAGCUUCCCCCAGACCUUAAACUGCGUGCAUUUAGUCCAAGCAGGCAUUAAUUUCAUGUAGUCAGGGCGCUUUCCCCCGGAGCGGCUCGCUUUGGAAGGACGCCCGUGCUGCUGGCCGGGGCACCAUGAGACUGGUCCGGUGGCUAACCCUCCUGGCCACCCUGCUUGCCCUGGGGAGGGGGGCACUGAUCCCGGAGCCCGAGGUGAAGAUCGAGGUCCUCCAGAAGCCUUUCAUCUGCCAGCGGAAGACCAAAGGCGGAGAUUUGAUGCUGGUGCAUUACGAAGGCUACUUGGAGAAGGACGGAUCCCUGUUUCACUCCACCCACAAACACAACAACGGCCAGCCCAUCUGGUUUACGCUUGGCAUCCUGGAGGCUCUCAAAGGUUGGGACCGAGGUCUGAAGGGCAUGUGUGUGGGGGAGAAGAGGAAGCUCACCAUCCCCCCAGCCCUCGGGUAUGGAAAAGAGGGCAAAGGUAAAAUUCCCCCAGAGAGUACACUAAUAUUCAACAUUGAUCUCCUGGAAAUUCGAAAUGGACCAAGAUCCCAUGAGUCAUUCCAAGAGAUGGAUCUCAAUGACGACUGGAAACUGUCUAAACAAGAGGUUAAAGUCUAUUUGAAGAAGGAGUUUGAGAAGCACGGGGCCUUGGUCAACGAGAGUCACCAUGAUGACUUGGUGGAAGACAUCUUUGACAAAGAAGACGAGGACAAAGAUGGAUUUAUAUCUGCCAGGGAAUUUACAUACAAACAUGAUGAGUUGUAGAGAAACAUCCCUCUGGUGCGCCCACGCGGAGGGUGGAGAAUUUUUGAGCCUUAUUUUCUAGCGAUGUUGAUUCUGUCUGUUGAGUUGGUAUCUAUUCAUCGGAAAGAGGUAAUUGUCUCCUGCUGUGCGUCUUUGAAUAUUAAAAGAAAUCAUUUGAGCGAGACUGCUAACUGCCCCUUUCCCCCUAAUGAGCUGUGGACCUAGGGGAAGGGGAACACUUUGUUGUAGAAUCAUAGAUUUAAAGCCGGAAGGAACCUUGGAGGCCAUCUGGUCCAACCCUCCUAUUUUGUUGAUGAGGAUACCGACACUCAUAGAGGGGAUGGGUCUUGUCCAAGGUCUCUGGGGGCCUCUGAAUCUGACUCCCAGUUUUUGUAAUGUACUUCAAUUCCUUGUCUUUGAGCACACCAGCCUGUCUCUCAUUCCCAUACCUGCAGCCUGACAUUUAACUAGCUUGCUCAUAAUUUUAAAAGAUGGCGGCUGUAAACAUGCCUCAGCAUCAGAUUUAAUUAAAUCACAAACCACACACUCGGCUCUUUACCACCCACCAUUUUCUAGAAGUUAGAUGCAUUCUAUUGGGAAAAGCCAAGGCUGUCUAUGUUCAUGGUGCAAUGAAACUGCCUGAUUUUUUGUUUUGAAUCUAUACGUGAAGAACUGAGGAAAAUGUUUAUUCAGGUUGUUACGGUUGUUUUAUUUAAGAAGUGUGUGAGUAGCUAAAAUGAGAAUAAAAAAUUAUGUGUGCUUUGUAAUA
This is a messenger RNA of Trichosurus vulpecula (common brushtail), 1594 nucleotides long. It is a transcript of the gene FKBP14, whose product is annotated as FKBP prolyl isomerase 14. The record is from RefSeq and is a predicted model, not a curated record. The transcript is spliced from 4 exons. Bases 211 to 846 code for a protein of 211 amino acids. Gene Ontology annotation, molecular function: peptidyl-prolyl cis-trans isomerase activity; calcium ion binding. Lineage: Eukaryota; Metazoa; Chordata; Mammalia; Diprotodontia; Phalangeridae.